AUGGCCGAAGAGUCCAAUCAGCCUAAUGACUCGCCCAAGCCUGGCCGUCUUGAGAGCCUGAGUGGGCGUGGAUCUGCUGGCCCUGGAUCGUCAAGGCCGUCUCGGGGAAGAUUCACCCCCAACAUGGUUGGUCGUCGAUCUAAGGAGGAUCGAGAAAGCACUGCACCUGCAAUUAAGCCGGAGCCCAAGAAUGAUGUCAAAAAACAGGAACAACAGCAGCGUCGUAAACCUCGUAAUAACGGCGCUCGAGCGGAGGCUGCUGGCCCGCUUGCUGCUCCUUCGACGGUAGAUCCCCGACGCAGUGGUCGCAGCGGCAGCGGAGCAGGCGGCGGAGGCGGUAGCGCUAGUAGAACUUACUCUGCAGCCACCUCUUCUAACGCUGCAUUGAGUUAUGAACUAGAGGAUGGAGGGCUGGAUGUCGGAAGUACUGGAAUCGACCGGCCAUUCUUCCCGAUCCGAGCUCAAAAAAGUGUCUCUGGGUCUGAGCAGGAUGAACAAGACGAAUUCGAUAAAAUCCCCGAGCUGGAAGAAGACAAACUGUACCUUUUUGAGUUGCCCGCUCUCGAAAUUGAAAAUACAGAUGAAAUGACUGACUCUGAAAAGGGCAUCGUCGAGGGUCAGAUCGGGACCCUCCAGUAUCACGAAUCGGGUAGAGUGACCCUUCUAAUCGGGAAUACGGCUAUGGAUGUGUACACUGGCGCCAACGUCACAUCAAUUGAGGAUGUUGCCCUCAUGGAACCAGAAACUGUUUCAAGACUAGGCCAAAUAGACGAACGGUUUGUCGUUGUACCAGAUGUGAGCCAGUAUUAA
Molecule: messenger RNA, 810 nt
Organism: Wickerhamiella sorbophila
Lineage: Eukaryota; Fungi; Ascomycota; Dipodascomycetes; Dipodascales; Trichomonascaceae
Exons: 1
Coding region: 1-810 (269 amino acids)
Biological process (GO): transcription by RNA polymerase III
Cellular component (GO): RNA polymerase III complex
Molecular function (GO): DNA binding
Source: RefSeq, a predicted model, not a curated record